AUGAACAGUACAACGAUAACACCAACUUCUGAUCUGAUUUCUGAAAAUCGCUUUGUUCAAUUUGCUUCACGUAGUGAAGAAUUUAUUCUUCCAUGUUUAUUAUUAAUUGGUACUACUUGUAAUACACUAACAUUUGCUGUUAUGAGACGAGGACGUAUGCGACAUUCAUCAUCAUGUUUCUAUAUGGCAACAUUGGCUAUUGCUGAUACAUUUGUUCUAUGGAUUGGUUGUUUAAAUCGAUGGUUAGAAUUAUUAGAUAAACAAAGACCAAUUUUAGCUUGUAAUAUGUGCUGUAAAUUAGGCACAUUUGCAUUUUUCUUUUUUGCUGAUUGUAGCGUUUGGAUAACAGUUGCAAUGACCUUCGAACGAUAUAUUGCUGUUUCUCAACCUUUACGUGCUAGUCAACUUUGUACUAUAAAACGUGCACGUUAUAUGUUAUUACUUGUAUUUACAAUAUUUUUCUUAUUAAACGCUCAUUUCUUAUGGACAUUUCAUUUAUCACCAACUGUACUUCAUUGUAUACCAUUAAAUACUCAAUCAUUAUUCAUAAGAUAUUUUACAUGGAUUGAUUCAUUUAAAUAUUCAUUUUGUCCAUUUACACUUUUAAUAACACUUAAUAUAUUAAUUAUAAAAAGUUUAUUAAAUGCACGUAAUGCAAAUAAAUAUCUGCAACAAGAAAUUUCGAAUGAAAAUAGUUCCAAUCAUCAUACAACAAAUUAUUCAAUAGCAUUUUCAUCAACAUCAACAACAAAUAAUAAUCCUAAUACAUUAAUAAAGAAAAAGAAAUAUAAUCUAUUACGUUCAUCAAAUCCUUAUCAACAACAACAACAAUAUACAUCAACAAAAACUUUAGCAUGUCGACGAGUUAAUCGUCGUUUAACAACAAUGUUAUUAGCUGUGUCAUUUGCAUUUUGUAUUUGUUCAAUGCCAAUAUCAAUAAUGCAAUUAAUUGAUGCGAUUUAUUCUGAUGUUGAACAACGUUCAUCAACAAUGAAUGCAGGAAUUGCAAUAGGAAAAAUUAUAGCUGAAAUAUCUCAAUAUAUAAAUCAUUCUUCAAAUUUUUUCUUAUAUGCAUUCACUGGUCGAGUAUUUCGUCAUGAACUUCGUCGUUUAUUUAGUUGUCAUAAUUUCUUAUUUUUUUCUUCAUCAACAUCAUCUCAACGUUUAACAAAACGUGCAAAAAAAUUAAUGUUACUUCAUGGUCCAUCACAAGGUGUACAUGAACAUUUUUAUUCAAAUGGUAAACGUCAUACAAGAAUAUUAGUUGCACCAAAACGAACAUCAAAUUUAUCGGAUAUUUGUACUUAUCGUCAAAGUAUUUGUAGUGCUUAUUCAUCAUCAGAAAUACCAUUGACAAAUCAAAAUCAUCAAUUACGUCAUAAUUCAAUCUUGAUGAAUGAUGAACAAGAUGACCAUUAUUUAACUUCUUAUCAACGUCAAUCUCUUGGACCACGAGCUAGUUCAAUUACACAAACAACUUCAGUUAUGUUUCUUGACUCACCAACAACAACUGUGAAACAUAAUAAUAAUUCCGAACUUGUUUCAUUUGUUGAAAAUAUGAGAAAUCAACAAUAUGAUCAAACAACACCAUUACUUAAUUCAUGUAGUGAACAUACAAGUUCAGGAAAAACUACUACUAAACCUUAUGGUUUAACUGAUUUAACAUCUAAUUCAUGA
Molecule: messenger RNA, 1677 nt
Organism: Adineta steineri
Lineage: Eukaryota; Metazoa; Rotifera; Eurotatoria; Adinetida; Adinetidae
Source: the annotation of a GenBank genome assembly